AUGCGAUUGGCGCUAAUCGUAGAGUACGACGGCACCGAUUUUAGCGGUUCGCAAUUUCAACUCAACGCCCGCACAGUUCAAGGCGUAUUGGAAGACGCAGCAACGACAAUCUUCGGCUCCCAAACCGGUCGCAUCCGAAUGGCAAGCCGAACCGACGCCGGCGUGCAUGCGGUUGGGCAAGUCGCGUCUCUCGAUGCCGUUACUGAGAUGUCUCAUGGAGAAAUCCGUAACGCAAUGAACGGUAACCUGUCAGAAGACGUUUGUGUCAGGCUGGCCCGGAGCGUUCCAGCAGAUUUCGAUCCUCGGCGCGCGGCAAUCGCACGAGAGUACCGAUACGUUAUCAACGAUGGCCCUGUGCCUACACCAACCCGGCGAAGGCACGAGUACCACGUUCAUCGCCCUCUCGAUGAUGUGGCGAUGGCAGACUGUGCACAGGCCUUUAUCGGUGUGCACGAUUUCACAUCGUUCGCCGCAGCCUCAAUCGACGGUGGUUCCAACGUCCGAGACGUCGAGACCGCAAACAUCAGACGGACGGACGACGGAAGGAUUGUUUUCGACAUCCGCGCCAACGCAUUCGUGCGCCAACAGAUCAGGCGAAUGGUCGCAACGCUUGUCGCCGUAGGUAGCGGUUCCCGAACGAAGGAAUGGGUCGCCUCGUUGGUAGCGACGCCGCGCCGUGACGGUGCAACACAAAACGCACCUCCACAGGGAUUGACGCUGCAACGGGUUGUAUACGAAAUCAAUUUCGAACGAGAACCGCCGCUCGACUGA
Molecule: messenger RNA, 771 nt
Organism: Geodia barretti
Lineage: Eukaryota; Metazoa; Porifera; Demospongiae; Tetractinellida; Geodiidae
Source: the annotation of a GenBank genome assembly